CUACCAACUCGAAUCCUUUGCACGACAAGGUAACAUCAUGGUUGCUGACGACAAGAACGCUCUGGCUGCUGCUUUGGAUCUCCCUCCGUCCUACGAUCAUGCCGUCACACCUGGUCCCAGUGAAGGCAGUUCCAGCGCGCCUUCCGCUCCUCGUGCACCGCCCAAGGAAUCCCUCGUCUUCUUUCAAGCUCCAGAACAUGCAGAGCCUCUUUUCGGACAACGAACCACUCCUGAGGACAUCUUGGCGGAUAUAAAGUUCACAAUGAAGGGAAAGCACCUGGUCACUUGCGAUGCAAGGUUACAGAAUCCCAAUGUCCUGUAUGAUUGGAUCCGUUACCGGGCGCUUCAGCAGCCCAACAUGGUCUUGCACUGCUCUGGUAGACAUUAUGAAGUGCCUGAACGCGAUGAGACGGUCACGGAUCGCGAUGGCGUGAGGUCUCGCCGCAAGGGACAGCCAGAACAGAUUGUCGACUUUGACUUUACAGUUGAUCUAGGCUCGGUGUACAAACAUCCAGACAACACUGCUAACAUCCACAUCGACACCGUCAGAUCGGAUCGACCGACGGCGCGGGGAACACAUGAAUUGACCUAUGCUGCUUCCUAUUCUCAAGUGGGGCACAGGGAUCUUUAUGCACCGCUGUUGGGUCCCGUGGAUGCUGGUGCCGUUGCCGACUCUUCCUACAUCUCCAUCUGUAAGGAAUGGGUGCCGUGGCGAUUGUUCCGAGGUCUUCCGCCUUGGAAAAGGAUGGAAGACACAGUCGAAUUCUGGGAACAGCGAGGAAAAGGCAAGCACACGGCGAGGAUUGCCCUACGAGACGAUGGGUUCGACCCUGAAGCGGAUACUCGACUCGAUGGUGAUGACACUCGUGCCACUUUGAAGCAGUGGUGCGAAAAAUACACAUCCGAUCCCUCUUGGCUCAAGUCUUUCGUCGUCCCUAUCUGGCUAUGGGGAUGGAACCUGGAGGCGCUGCAGACGGCUAUUGAGGGCGCCAUCAAGUCUACGGGAUACAACUCGAACGAUGUCAAAGUUCAGUUUGAGCUAGAACAAAUCGUCAUCGAGGUACAUCCUCCCAAUCUCCUUAGUCGAGCGGUAAACACUACAUGGGUCUACGUGCUUCUCUGGAUGACCCUGCUAUACCCUCUCGUCUGGAUCUGGCAACGCAUGCACACUCUCGGCGGAGGUCCAUACCAGGUCUCGUCGAUCAAUUACGGCCUCAAAUUCUACCCGCCUCUACCAUCGACGUUCCCUUCAGAGACUAUUGAAGCUGCUCAGGACAGACUCGGUGGCAUGUACAAGCUACACAGUGAACUUCCCAAGCCCGCUCAAUUGGCCUACGGACCGCUCGGUGUUCAUUAUCUCCUUGGACGUAAGGAAGGCGAAUGGUUCCGGGAAUGGGAAGAGAGAAUCCGAAUGGGCGUGAGAAUGAGGUACAGAGGUGCUCUAGAGGGUGGCGGAGAGGAGGAAGCCGGCGCUGGGUUGGAUGGAUAUUGAGCUGUAGAUUUCGUCGUAACCCUUGCCGCCACUUUCCGGCACGUUCCGUAGGAAAAUGAUUCCUAUUUUUUUCGGCAUGAAAAAUCCCA
Messenger RNA from Kockovaella imperatae, 1581 nucleotides. RefSeq lists its product as hypothetical. NCBI's taxonomy places the organism in Eukaryota, Fungi, Basidiomycota, Tremellomycetes, Tremellales, Cuniculitremaceae. The record is from RefSeq and is a predicted model, not a curated record. The transcript has 6 exons. The coding region runs from base 38 to 1492 and encodes 484 amino acids.